AUGGGGCAACAGUCAUUGAUCUACAGCUUUGUGGCUCGGGGGACGGUGAUUCUUGCCGAGUACACGGAGUUCACGGGGAAUUUCACCUCCAUCGCCGCUCAAUGCCUCCAGAAACUACCUGCUACCAACAACAAGUUCACCUAUAAUUGCGACGGCCACACCUUCAAUUACCUCGUUGAAAACGGGUUCACGUACUGUGUUGUUGCAGUUGAGUCCGCAGGCAGGCAGAUUCCCAUUGCCUUUUUAGAAAGAGUUAAGGAAGAUUUCAACAAAAGAUAUGGAGGAGGGAAAGCUGCAACUGCUGUUGCCAACAGCCUGAACAAAGAAUUUGGUUCCAAAUUGAAGGAGCACAUGCAGUACUGUGUGGAUCAUCCGGAGGAGAUCAGCAAGCUUGCUAAGGUUAAGGCUCAGGUUUCUGAAGUNAUAAAAUUUGCAAUUAUCACAUUCGUAGCAUCGUACUGUGUUGUUGCAGUUGAGUCCGCAGGCAGGCAGAUUCCCAUUGCCUUUUUAGAAAGAGUUAAGGAAGAUUUCAACAAAAGAUAUGGAGGAGGGAAAGCUGCAACUGCUGUUGCCAACAGCCUGAACAAAGAAUUUGGUUCCAAAUUGAAGGAGCACAUGCAGUACUGUGUGGAUCAUCCGGAGGAGAUCAGCAAGCUUGCUAAGGUUAAGGCUCAGGUUUCUGAAGUUAAAGGAGUGAUGAUGGAAAACAUAGAAAAGGUUCUUGACCGAGGAGAGAAGAUUGAACUGCUGGUGGACAAAACUGAGAACCUUCGAUCACAGGCUCAAGAUUUUAGGCAAAACGGGACCCAGAUGAGGAGGAAGAUGUGGCUCCAAAAUAUGAAAGUAAAACUCAUUGUGUUGGGUAUCCUCCUUUUGUUGAUUCUCAUCAUUAUUCUGUCUGUCUGCCGUGGCUUCAAGUGUUAAUUUGCACCGAACUUUCCAUCGAUUCUCUUGCUGCCAUCUUGAUUAGAACUAUCUUGCUGGGUUCGUUUUCCUUUCCAUUAUGAUACUCCAUCUUCCAGUUUCUCUCCUUAUUGCACCUCCCCUUUCUACUAUCCUCGUAGGACCAGGAAGGGUUUGUAUUUUGGAUUUCAAUGUAUAGGCGAUUUGUAGAAAUUCCUUAUUAUUGUAGAAAAAACUUCUUUAUUCAUCAGGCUUUUUUUUUUUGUUUUUUUCAUUGUUGAGACAUUUCAUAUGUAAUGUAUGAUACUUGCAGAUCCGAUCAGUUUUAUUUUUUCAAAUGUCAUAAAAAUUUGCUUCCUUUUUAGCUUAAUUCUCUUGGCGUGCGAAAUAUGUCACCGGCAGAGGCAUCAAAUCUAAAAGAAAUGAUUAAUUUGGG
Ilex paraguariensis (yerba mate) is the source of this 1339-nucleotide messenger RNA. NCBI's taxonomy places the organism in Eukaryota, Viridiplantae, Streptophyta, Magnoliopsida, Aquifoliales, Aquifoliaceae. The record is from the annotation of a GenBank genome assembly.